Messenger RNA from Lolium rigidum, 1431 nucleotides. Its product is annotated as BTB/POZ and MATH domain-containing protein 2-like. NCBI's taxonomy places the organism in Eukaryota, Viridiplantae, Streptophyta, Magnoliopsida, Poales, Poaceae. Gene Ontology annotation, biological process: protein ubiquitination. The record is from RefSeq and is a predicted model, not a curated record. Gene Ontology annotation, molecular function: protein binding. The transcript has a single exon. Bases 289 to 1386 code for a protein of 365 amino acids.
CUCGCCCUAGGCUACUACUUCGUCUACCUAGAACCGCACCAGCAGACAACAGCAAGCAUUGGCGGCAGUGCUCUUCGUCCUCGAUCCGCCCUCUCCCGAAUCUCACCUCCACCUCCCAGUCCAGCUCCUCACCGUGGUCUGGUCGCCCCGCUCCCAGAGCCGUCCGGGGUCACGUCCCAGCCGGCCAGCCGUCGAUCCGCUAAGCUCCGGACUCGUCCCCGACCUUCGAUCCGGGUCCCUGGGUCGUGGGCGCGCGGCUGCUACUUAUCUACCGACCCAACCUUCGGAAUGGCAGAUCAAUGCAGAGUUUCCGCUGCUGCCCUUAUAGCUGCAUCCGAGGAGUGUUCGUACGUGUUCAACUUCAAGAUACAAGGAUACUCAAGAGCCAAGGAGCUAUUCAAGAACGGCGAGUGCGUCGCUUCUCCCCCUUUCAGUUUUGGAGGUUACAGUUGGGUUCUGAGGUACUGCCCGAACCGCCGCCUCGCAGGUCAGGUCAGUUACACGCAACUGGUUCUUGAUUCUGAUGAUGCCAAGUAUGUGAAGGCGCAACCCAGGUUCAGCGUACUCGACAAGGAUGGGGUACCAGUGAAGCAACUCAGUGGUUUCAUCCAGCAAAGGAUCUUCCCCUUCCGAGGUGCAAGUUUGGGCCUCCUUAUGGACCAGGCGAGUUCGGGCCAAUCAGAACACUUAGUGGAUGACUGUUUGAGCAUCAGGUGCGAUCUUACUCUCAUCAAAGACGUCUGCAGUGAACAAACAGUGGGCGAUCAGUUUGUUGUGGUUCCCCCAAGUGACUUGCAUCGGCAUUUCGGCAACCUCCUGGAGAGCAUGGUCGGAGCAGACGUCACCUUUCAUGUUGGUGGGAAGGAGUUCUUGGCUCAUAGGUUCGUGCUCGCUGCGAGGUCAUCUGUAUUCGAGGCCGAGCUCCUCGGCGCCAUGAAGGAGAAUGUUGGCAGUCCGAUUGUCAUCCAUGAGAUGGAACCCGAUGUGUUCAAGUUCUUGCUCCAUUUCAUAUACACCGACUCGUUGCCGGUUCUUGAGUUUGCUACCGACCAAGGUGAAGCAGUGGUGAUGGCUGGCCAUCUGCUUGUGGCAGCAGACAGGUACAACGUUCAGAGGCUGAAGCUGAUAUGCGAACACAAGUUAUGCAGCCACAUUGAUGCCAACAUGGUGGCCACCAGUUUGGCUUUAGCUGAGCAGCAUAGCUGCCAUGGACUCAAGGAAGCUUGUCUACAGUUCCUUUCCUCUCCCUCCAAUCUGAAGGCGAUGAUGGCAACUGAUGGCUAUGAGCAUCUGAAAACCAGUUGCCCCUCUGCCCUUAAGGACCUCAUUGUUAGGCUCCUGCCGGUUGAAAUGGAAGUGGCCAAGGAUAUUGUCAUGGCAAUAUAGUAGUGUGGCUCAUGAUAAAAUGUAAGUUAAUUAUGUAUCUAUACA